AUGACACGAGUCUCCGUCUACAGCGCAGCCCUUGUGGCCUUUGUCGCCGCGACGGCGAUGAUUAUCGCAUCCAUCACGCUGCCCCACUGGGUCACCUACUCCGUCACGGCAACUGACGGCAACGAGUUCUCCAAACACAUCGGCCUGCAUCGCGCUUGUUCGAACUUGUACGACCCGCCAUGCCAGGAGUUUCCAACAGAACAGCUGUGCAGUAAUGGCGAGCGGUAUUUCUGCUCCAUGUGGCGCUCCGUUGGCUUCUUGGCCUCCUUCUCGACGAUUCUGCAUUUUGCAUCCAUCGUCACCUUCCUCGUCAUCAUGGGCGGCGGCAAAUAUAAACGCGAGACCGGUUGGAAGAUCCUCAGUGGACUCCUUAUACUCGUCGGUGCAGUCGAGUUUGUCUUGAUGGGCAUUGUGGCAUACCUAUAUGACAACGAUGAGCAGUUCCAGGUUCCGGGUUGGAACUUGGACACCUCUUGGGUUCUUUGCACCGUUAGCGCAUCCGUCUCCAUCAUUUGCGCCGUCGGCCUGGGCAUCUCCGCCUUCGUGCUCCCACCGGAGGAGGGAUACGAGUUCCUCAACGACCCCUUGCCGUAA
Colletotrichum graminicola M1.001 is the source of this 594-nucleotide messenger RNA. RefSeq lists its product as uncharacterized. NCBI's taxonomy places the organism in Eukaryota, Fungi, Ascomycota, Sordariomycetes, Glomerellales, Glomerellaceae. The transcript has 3 exons. Bases 1 to 594 code for a protein of 197 amino acids. The record is from RefSeq and is a predicted model, not a curated record.